AUGAUGAUGAACGCCUUUAUUGAGCCGGCCCAGCACCACCUGGCCAGUUAUGGGCUGCGCAUGUCGCCGAACACCACCUCCAGCACCAGCAACACCCAGCAGCAACAGCAACAACAGCAGCAGCAGCACGAGAUUGCCGCCCAGCAGCAACAGCAACAGCAGCAGCAGCAACAACAGCAGCAGCAACAGCAGCAGCAGCAGCAACAGCAACUGGAGGGCAGUGCGGACUCCGCGGCGGCCACGGCGGCGGCCUACCAGAACUCAGGCUAUGGACACUUCAACAGCUAUGCCUCCCGGGACUUCCUGCUCGGUCGCCGGGACACGGACUACGGCGUGGCCGGCAGCGCCGGACAGGCGUCUGCAGCGGCGGACUCCAUGAUCUUCUCCAGCUUUCCCGCCCAGGCAGCCGAGCUGAGCACAGGCUUCGGGCAGCACCCGUUCCACAGCCACCAUCAUGCGGCGGCGGCGGCACACCACCACCAGCACCAGAUGCGGAUGGGAAUGGCGGAUGCCUAUGCCGCGGGACACCCGUACAACCAUCACGGCAACUUCCCGGCGGCAGCGGUGCACCAUCCGGCCGUGCAUCAUCCGGCCCACCAUGCCAUGUCCGCCAUGCAUCCAGCGGGAGCCGGGGCCUUCCUGCGCUACAUGCGACACCAGCCCGCCUCGUCCGCCUCCAGCAUCAAGCAGGAGAUGCAGUGCCUCUGGAUAGAUCCUGACCAGCCGGGCCUGGUGCAGGCUGGCGGGCGCAAGACCUGCAACAAGGUCUUCCACUCGAUGCACGAGAUCGUGACCCACCUGACGGUGGAGCAUGUCGGCGGCCCGGAGUGCACCACCCACGCCUGCUUCUGGAUCGGCUGCUCCCGCAACGGACGCCCCUUCAAGGCCAAAUACAAGUUGGUCAACCACAUCCGCGUCCACACCGGCGAGAAGCCCUUCGCCUGCCCGCAUCCGGGAUGUGGCAAGGUGUUUGCCCGGAGCGAGAAUCUCAAGAUCCACAAGCGAACGCACACGGGCGAGAAGCCGUUCAAGUGCGAGCACGAGGGCUGCGAUCGGCGAUUCGCAAACUCCUCGGACCGGAAGAAGCACUCCCAUGUCCACACCUCGGACAAGCCCUACAAUUGUCGCAUCAACGGCUGUGAUAAGUCCUACACGCAUCCCUCCUCGCUGCGCAAGCACAUGAAGGUGCAUGGCAACAUUGACGAGAAGAGUCCAUCCCAUGGCUAUGACAGCGAGGGCGAGGAGAGCUCCAGCUCCAGCGUCAUCACCGGUGGGGCGCAGACGCCACCCUCAACCCGUCUGGACGGCAGUGCCGGCAGCAGCAGCGGCGUGAGCAGUCUGAGCGGUGGCAGCGGCAUCAAGUCCUCACCCCACUCCAUCAAGUCGGAACCGAACCCGAUGCACAGUGUCCAUCUGGGGGCCUCCAGCAGCGGCAGCAGCAGCACAGCCAGCAGCAGUGCCUCGCACUUGUUGCAGCAGCAGCAGCAACAGCAGCAGCAACAUCAGCAGCAGCAGCAGCAGCAACAGCAACAGCAGCAGCAGCAGCAACAACAGCAACUGUCCGCCCAUCCCAGCGACUCCAAGUCCUCGCCCGCCUUGCAAUUGAUGGCCGCCUCCGCUUCUGCGUACCUGCCGCCCCCAUUGGGUCCACCGCCGUCGCACCACCACCACCACCAUCAUCACCACCAGGCGGCGGCAGCAGCUGCGGCAGCAUCUCCAGGGGCAGCAGCCGCCUCUGCUUCGAUGCUGCACCACAAUCACCACCUGUUGUACCACCCGGCGGCGCAGCACCACCCGCCCAGCGACUGGUACCACACGGCGGCGCCGAGCGGUACGGCGGAUGCAAUGAACCCGCUGAACCACUUUGGGCACCAUCAUCACCACCACCAUCUCAUGCAUCCCGGGGCGGCGACAGCGUAUUGAGAGUGGGAGAACUGGUGGCCCGAGGA
This is a messenger RNA of Drosophila serrata, 1949 nucleotides long. RefSeq names its product Zic family member odd paired (gene opa). The record is from RefSeq and is a predicted model, not a curated record. Gene Ontology annotation, biological process: regulation of transcription by RNA polymerase II. Gene Ontology annotation, molecular function: DNA-binding transcription factor activity, RNA polymerase II-specific; RNA polymerase II cis-regulatory region sequence-specific DNA binding. Gene Ontology annotation, cellular component: nucleus. NCBI's taxonomy places the organism in Eukaryota, Metazoa, Arthropoda, Insecta, Diptera, Drosophilidae.